AUGAGUCUGGACCAAAAUCUCUUCACGCUCCUUCUGACACCAAACACCUCUGACUCGAGUGGACUUGUGAUUGACCUCACUGAUCCUUCGGGAAACGUACACUACCGAAAGCGACGUAUACCCGGGCAAGUCUAUAAAAUCGAGGUGUAUGACCCCAUUUCAGAAUCCUUGCUCGUCUCUGCUACUUCUCCGAGCGCGACGAGUAAACAUAAAACGGUAGAAUUAUACAAUCCCUCUAAGGUCACCGAGCUGAAAUAUACUGGCACCCUGACUUUCCGAUGGUCCUUCAAAUGGGAGGAACACGAAUUUGAAUGGAAACGAGAGGAAUGUUUCAUGAUCAGAAAGCCCGACCCGCCUGUUAUGGUUGCGGUGACCAAGGAACCUCCUGGUAGAAUAAAGACAGCAUCCGUCCAAAUUCUAGAUUACAAUCUCAAUAGGUUUGAUAUAGAUGAUCGAAAAGGGCUAGAAAUCGUCAUCUUGACUGCACUGCUCACCUUCCAAGAUGUCAGCGAUUCGUACCACGAUUCACCCAACGAAAGCAACACAAUGUCACCACCUGCUGCUCUUGCUGCAACUACUUCAGCUCUAAAAAGCUUUACAGAGAUGACUGCGCGAAAGGUGUCAGGCGGACCUACAUCUUCUCCACCAGUCGUACCGCCAAAACCCACGCCAAAAACAGGUGUCGAAAGGGUUGCCGAAAUCCAGGCAUCCAGAGGCGAAGUGAAUGAAGUCUUGAUCGUUGACGAGUGUUCUGCUAAGGAUUACGCGCAAUAUUGUGCACGGAUGCUGCGUGACGAAGCGAUGCUGUUUAUAUCCAUACGUUCUUCAGAUGCACCUCAGGCUCCCAAAGUGUUACAAGUCGUUGAGGAAACGAAACGUAUCCGGCACAAAGCAGGUAACCAUUUAGGCGAUAAAGAUCUUUAUCAAUAUGUUCUGUAUGAUACGGUCCAGAUACCACGCAAGGGUCCGAAAACGAUUAAUUUGGACGAUAAUAAAGACAAAGCAAAAGGCAAGGAUUAUACUCCGCCGAGCAACAUUGUAGUCCAUCUGAGUAAAAUCGAUAUGCCCGAGUUACGGCCAAGGAGCACUGUUCCCAUCCACUAUGGAGAAGGACGGUCGGGUGCAUCAAAAGAGCGAACAAAGGAUGGGAAGAGCAAAGACACCCGCAAGGACAAAGAAAGAAAGGUAAAAGAAUCCAGCGACAAGGAAAGGAAUGAAAGGAAGAAGCGCGAGAUAGAGCAUGCCACGGAGAAGGCAAAACUCCGAUCAAAAUCUAGUGCACCCGCACUCGCUUCCCAUUUCUCUUCACAUCCGGCUUCGACAUCCCAGCGGCCUCGCACACAUCCACACCAAACAUAUCUACACAAAUCGUCGCCAUCGCAGCCCAACCGCCCUGCCAACCAUUCGGCUCCUCCACUGCCUCCCCGCAUGUCGAAGUACCGUGUGGCUCCGCCACCUGAGCGGUACUCGACAUACCCGGUGUCAUACCACGUCCGGUAUUCAUCCAGCCCUCAACGUCUCGAACCCCCUGUUUCUCCACCAUCGCCUUCACCAUCCCCAGCCACGCUGUUGGCCAGAUUACUCGGGAGGUGA
Messenger RNA from Suillus subaureus, 1593 nucleotides. RefSeq lists its product as uncharacterized. The coding region runs from base 1 to 1593 and encodes 530 amino acids. The record is from RefSeq and is a predicted model, not a curated record. The transcript is spliced from 6 exons. Lineage: Eukaryota; Fungi; Basidiomycota; Agaricomycetes; Boletales; Suillaceae.